AUGUUGUCCAAGAAAAUAGGAUUUGUCAAGAGGCUGGCCAACAAGAUUAAGGUUGGGGGCUGCAUUGGUCAUGGUUCUGACAUAUUGUGUUACGAAAACUUGUCAAGAUCAUGUGAUCUUGAUGAAAAUAAACAAGUGUAUAAUCGAUCGUGCACGAGCACCCCGAGAGGAUGUAUUGCACUAUAUGUUGGAGAGGAGCAACAACGGUUUGUGGUUCGGACAUCCCAUCUUUCUCACCCUCUCUUCCAAAUAUUAUUGGAAAAGAUGGCUGACGAAUUUGGGUUCGACCAGAAAGAUAGGCUGGUGGUUCCGUGCAGCGUUGUUGUUUUCCGAGAGUUAAUGAGUGCGGUGAAAUGCAACAACGGCAAGUUUGAUUCAAGAUGCCUUAUUGAAGAGAUCAAUAUUAACUCGAAUUGA
Molecule: messenger RNA, 417 nt
Organism: Erigeron canadensis
Lineage: Eukaryota; Viridiplantae; Streptophyta; Magnoliopsida; Asterales; Asteraceae
Product: auxin-responsive protein SAUR15-like
Exons: 1
Coding region: 1-417 (138 amino acids)
Biological process (GO): response to auxin
Source: RefSeq, a predicted model, not a curated record